Paracoccidioides brasiliensis Pb18 is the source of this 729-nucleotide messenger RNA. RefSeq lists its product as uncharacterized. The record is from RefSeq and is a predicted model, not a curated record. The transcript is spliced from 3 exons. The coding region runs from base 1 to 729 and encodes 242 amino acids.
AUGUCAUCAACAUCAACAUCAUCAUCAUCAUCGCCAUCCCAACGCCGGCCAACGGUGCCUAUCACGUUCACUCCUCCCGGCUCCUGCUUAUCAGACGUGUACCAAGUUUUGACAACGGGAGUGGCAACAGUAUCCGGGACUGAGUCGACUGAUACGAGAACGUUUUAUGAACUUGGAGCCCACUCUUCAGAAUGUUUUCCUCCCAGUGGAUAUCUGCCGUGGAUAACGAAUCAAGUCUCCUCGAGUGCCUAUUACUCCCCUGGUGUGUGCCCUCCUGGGUAUCUCACCUGUAGGAGUGACACAAUUGCCGUUGGAACGUUGACAGAAACAAGGGCGACAUGUUGUCCAAACGGCUACGCCUGCCAGAACCAGUCCAGUCUCUUGUGGUAUCAGGACCAUAUGUGCACCUUGAGAUCAGGCGAUGGAUCUCCCAUGACCUACACUGCAACCGUAAGUGGAGCAAUUACGACUAUGACCCAGACCGGCCCCUGGGGCCUUAAUGCAUAUGCGGCCGCAAAGGCGGGAAUUGGAAUCGGCGUAACUGUUACGGUUCUCCUCCUCAUCAUCAUCGGGUGGCUACUGCGUAACGCUCUUCAGAAGAGAAAGCAAAAGUCACAGAAGUCCGAAAUUUCAGAUUAUGAAGCCGUCCCAAUAAAAGCCAUCCCAUCGCCUCCAGAGCUGUUGGAACUCGAUUCGGGACACCUGUACGAAAUGGGUGCUUCCCAAUAG